UUCAUAAAUAAGAAAUAUAGGUUUAUCUACUUUACAGCGAGUUCCCGUAGUGAUUAUGACUUUACUUUUCCUACUGUCAAGAUUAAACGUAACGCUAAGAGCGUCGUGACUUACAACUUCUCGCUACCAUCAAAAUUGAGAGGGUUGUGAUUAAAAAUUUCGAUGAGAAAAAAGAAAUUAUUUGUAGAUCAGUGAGAAUAUGGGAACGGAAAUACCUACGUUGGUAGUAAGAAUCUUGAUAUAAGUUACUGUUUGGUUGUAUUAUCAGUGAACAGUAGUUGAAAGUACUCAAUUUAUCUGAACCUAUGGAUAAAGGAGGGUAGAUAAAUAGAAAGGGAUAUUUUUUUUUAAACUGUAAUCUAAUCAACUUCCUCAAUGACAGUUGGAAUACAUCGUGCAUUGAAAAAAAAUAAAGAGAAAAAAAAAAAACAACAAAAUUUGAAGUUUUGAAUAUUAAUGUGUUUCAACUUCCGAAAUGAUAUAAUCAAGAAAGCUAUUCGAUUUCAACACAUAAGAUUGUCGAUAGGAGAACUAGUGUAAAUAAAGAAUUUAAACAGUAUUUUAAAUGUUGAAUGGAGGUUUAAAUUGUUAUAAGAACAUCGUUCUUUUAUAAUUCCUAAAAAUGUGCAAUAUUUUGGAAUUGUCUUUCAUAUUUUUUGCAAUUUUCUGUGAUAUUAUUCAUUCCUGGAACGAACCUGGCUUGCAGAGAGACGAAAAUAGAUAUAGAUGGCAGCGAGAUGAUCCAAAUUCCAGACUGCGGGGAAAGGUUUGUGGACCAUUAACUAGACGAUAUUGUUGUCGUGGUUGGACUAGAACUCCCGGUAGUUAUAGCUGCAUAAUUCCUACGUGUAUACAAAGUUGCAAUGGUGGUAGAUGUGUACAACCUAAUCGAUGUUACUGUCAAAAUGGACAGAUGUCUCAAAACUGUCCUCUAACACAAAACUGUAGUCCUGGAUGUUUGAAUGGAGGAAAAUGUUUGGGAAACAACAGGUGUGCAUGUUCUUAUGGAUUUUCAGGGAAAAGAUGUGAAGUUGACUACAGAACUGGACCAUGUUUUACCGAGUUGUCUGAUGAUAUGUGCAGGGGUCAGCUGACAGGUGUUGUAUGUACAAAACUGUUAUGUUGUGCCACUGUAGGAAAGGCAUGGGGCAAUCCUUGUGAACAAUGUCCAACAGGGCCGACUAUUUGUAGAAAGGGAUUCCUGCCAAAUCAUCAGACUAAAACUUGCCAAGAUAUAGAUGAAUGUAAAGCUAUUCCUGGUUUGUGUAUUGGAGGAAAGUGUGUCAAUACUAUGGGGUCUUACAUAUGUCAGUGUAGGGACGGCCAGCGAGAGAAUCCAAUAACAAAAAAAUGUGAAGAUUUAAAUGAAUGUGAAUCAGUACCAAAUGCUUGUACCAAUGGACAGUGUAUCAAUACAGAGGGUAGCUAUUUCUGUAGAUGUAAUCCUGGGUUUGAGUUGACAGCCGAUAGAACUCAGUGUCUUGCUAUUCUGAGAAAGUAUUGUUUCGGCAGAGUAUCUGGUUCCAGAUGCACUGAUAGAAUGUCCAGAUUGUUAUCCUUAUCUGACUGUUGUUGUGGAGUAGGCAGAGGAUGGGGAGAUUCGGAACAGUGUAUGCAAUGUCCAAUAUCAGGAACUCCUGGAUACCAGGAGUUAUGUAGACAAUUAGGAGGGAACCAGACUUUAAAUGAAUGCAGGAUAUUAUUGAACUUAUGUGACAAUGGCCGGUGUGUAGAUACACCAGAUGGGUACAGAUGUGAUUGUAAUGUUGGAUACAGACCAGAUUCAGCAGGACAUAGGUGUACAGACAUAAAUGAAUGUGUAGAAAGAAGAGGACUGUGUAGAAAUGGGAGAUGUAGGAAUACACCUGGAGGGUUUACGUGUGAUUGUAACACAGGUUAUGUCCUGUCAAAGGAUGGAACUUACUGCACAGACAUGAAUGAAUGUGCAACAACAAGGAUGUGCCCUAAUGGUCGUUGUGUUAAUAUGAAUGGUGGUUACAAAUGUGAAUGUAACCCUGGCUUUAGACAAUCACUCAACCAAAUGAUCUGUUAUGAUAUUGACGAAUGUAAUGAAAAUGGUAAACUAUGUAUAAAUGGUCAGUGUGAAAACACAGUAGGAUCCUAUAGAUGUAUAUGCGAUAGAGGUUUCCAACUUUCUCCAGAUGGUGCAUACUGUCUGGAUUAUAAUGAAUGUGCCAAGUCUGGGAUGUGUACUCAUGGUAAAUGUGUGAAUAUGAAUGGUGGUUACAUGUGUAUCUGUAAUCCAGGAUUUGUUGCUGCACCUGAUGGAAAAGUGUGCAUUGAUGUAGAUGAAUGUGAGAGAAAUCCAUGUGUUAAUGGAAUCUGUAUAAAUAACCAAGGAAGUUUUAGAUGUGAAUGUCCAGAAAGCUUCCAACUACAGACAGAUGGCAGAACUUGCUUAGAUGUGAAGACUGAUAUAUGUUACCAAGACAAGAAGAGAGGCGUGUGUGUUUUGCCCCUUCCACGGCCAAUGACAAGAUCCAUGUGUUGCUGCACAGAUAUAAGUUCAGCUCUUUAUAAAAGAUGGGGCGCUGCAUGUGAAAUUUGUCCUCUGACAGGAACCCCACAGUAUAAACAACUGUGUGAUGCUUUGCCAGACAUAGAUGUGAACGAAUGUGCCAUGAAUCCAGAGAUAUGCCAGAAUGGAGCAUGUGAAAACUUAGACAAGUCUUAUAGAUGUAUCUGUAACCCUGGUUAUCAAGUAGACCAGUCUGGUAAAAGAUGCCGAGAUAUUAAUGAAUGCCAAACAUACCCCCAUUUUUGUACUGGAGGACAGUGUAGGAAUACAGAAGGAAGCUAUCAUUGCACUUGUCCUACUGGGUAUAGAUUUAAUCCAGACCGGUCUUCUUGUCAAGAUAUAAAUGAAUGUGUUGAGAGUAAACCAUGUAUUGAUGCCCGCUGUACAAACACUCCAGGAAGUUUUAAAUGUGACUGUACUGAUCCAGGAAUGAGAUUAGACUCCACUGGCAGAAUAUGUAUAGAUGACAGAAGAGCCUCUUGUUGGUUGGAGGUGAGAGGAGGUAGAUGUGAGAAAGAUAUAAAGACACCUGUAACUAAAGCUGAGUGUUGUGGCAGUAUAGGAAAAGCUUGGGGAAGUCCUUGUGAAGAAUGUCCAAGAUCUGAGGAUAUGAAAUGCAGAAAAGGAUUCAAAUCUGAUGAUGGAAUAACUUGCAUAGACAUUAAUGAAUGUGAAUUAUUUCCUGAUAUAUGUGUUGGUGGAUUCUGUACAAAUACCAGAGGAUCAUUUAGGUGCACCUGUCCUCCGGGGCUUUCACUGGAUUCCUCAGGGCGUAAAUGUGUAGAUACGCGACAGUCAUCAUGUUUUAUGGAGUACAGCAGAGGAUUAUGUUCCAGUCCUAUCUUUGGAAACUACCUGAAAUCUACCUGUUGUUGUUCAUUAGGAAAGGCUUGGGGAUCCCCUUAUAAAUCAUGUCCUAGAAAGGGAACAGAUGAAUACACAUCUCUUUGUGGCAGUGUAGUAGAUUUGAUAAAUGAAUGUGUAGAGUUCCCUGAUGUUUGUUAUAAUGGACAAUGUAAGAAUACAUUAGAAGGAUUUGAAUGUAUUUGUAAUCCUGGCUUUGCUACAGACCAACGAGGGGUAAAUUGUACAGAUAUAGACGAAUGUAAGAUUUCCUUUGGUGUAUGUGGUGAUGGUACCUGUGUCAAUCUACCUGGUAGAUUCAGGUGUCAAUGUAAUGUAGGAUUUGAACCAGUCAUGAUGGAACAAAUGUGUAUGGAUAUUGAUGAGUGUCAGACCCAGCCAAAUAUAUGUACAGGAGGUACAUGUGAAAACUCACCAGGAAGUUAUAUCUGUCAUUGUCCACCAGGUCAUAUACUGUCACCAGAUGGACGAUCAUGUAGAGAUGUGAAUGAAUGUUCAGAAGACAGCAGUAUCUGUACUAACGGUAUCUGUGAGAAUUAUAUGGGUGGAUAUCAGUGUCGAUGUCUGGAUGGAUAUCAGCCUAAUGCUCAACAUACAUCAUGCUUAGAUGUUGAUGAGUGUGCUGUAAGGAAUGGUGGAUGUCAAGCUAUCUGUAUAAAUACUCCAGGAUCCUUCACCUGUGGAUGUAAACCUGGCUUCAUCUUACUACCAGAUCAGAGGUCUUGCCAAGAUGUAGACGAAUGUAAGGAGAACCCAGACAUAUGUAGUAGUGGUAGAUGUACCAACCUACAAGGGUCAUAUAGAUGUACUUGUCUGGGUGGUCUAGCUCCUACUGAUGAUAACAAAAAUUGUAUAGACAUAGAUGAAUGCAACUUAGGAAAGGAUUUCUGUAGAAAUGGACAAUGUAGAAAUACACAUGGAUCAUUUACCUGUGUAUGUGAUCCAGGAUAUUCUGUCAAAGAAAGUACAAAUGAUCCAGGAUGUACAGAUCUGGAUGAAUGCACUGAAGGUUCAGCUAGGUGUGAUCCACAGGCAGUGUGUAUCAAUACCAUUGGUUCAUUUAAGUGUGACUGCAGACCUGGCUAUAGUGGUGAUGGAUUUACCUGUAGAGAUGUAAAUGAAUGUACACGUAACAACGGUGGCUGUGAUAUAGAUGCCACCUGUGUAAAUGUACCAGGCAGUUUUAGAUGUGUUUGUGAUGAUGGUUAUACUGGUGAUGGGUUCCAUUGUAGAGAUGUGGAUGAGUGUACUGUUGACAGAUUAUCUUGUCAGAAUGGACAAUGUAUAAACAUUCCAGGCAGUUAUAGGUGUGAAUGUGAGAUGGGAUUUACUACGUCAGAAGAUGAGAAAGCUUGCCAAGACAUUGAUGAGUGUAUAUUCAAGCACUUGUGUGUUAAUGGACAAUGUGAGAAUACAUAUGGACACUUCAGAUGUAACUGUGAACAGGGCUAUACACUGGACCAGACAGGUGGAAAUUGUACAGAUAUAAAUGAGUGUUUGAACCCAGAUAACUGUAGAUAUGGGACGUGUAUAAACACCAGUGGAAAGUACAUCUGUCAGUGUCCACCAAACUUUACGUUGACACCAUCUGGAACAGCUUGUAUUGAUUUAAGAAUUGGUACCUGUUACUUGGAAGGGCCUGCUGUAUCACAAGGAGUUGGUAGAUGUAGAGGAGAGAUUGGUACAAACUUAUUACGAUCUUCAUGUUGUUGUUCUGUUGGUAAAGGAUGGGGUGAAGCAAGGGGCAUGUGUGAGCACUGUCCCAGAAAUGGAUCAUCUGAGUAUAGAUCCCUCUGUCCAGGUGGUCCAGGAUUCAAACCAGGAAACACCACAACAGGAGGUAUAGAUGACAUAGACGAAUGUGUAGAAAUCUCUGGUAUAUGUGAAGGUGGAGAAUGUCAGAAUACUUAUGGUGGAUAUAUCUGUAUAUGUCCUACUGGAUAUAGACUCCAGCGUCACAGGUGCAUAGAUAUUGAUGAAUGUAGAGAGAAUCCUACAUUAUGUGGAGAAGGGACAUGUGCUAAUAUACAAGGUAGCUUCAAGUGCAUGUGUCCUGAUGGAUAUGUACCAAUGAUUGGUGAGAAAGGUUGUAUGGAUAUGAGGAAAGGAAACUGUUAUUCAUCAUACUUUACACAGCUGAGACGACCAUACCAGCUGGUUUGUGAAAGUCCUUUGUCAUCUAAUGUCACCAAAAAGAUGUGUUGUUGUAGUUCACUUGGUAAAGCUUGGAAUUCUCCCUGUGAAGUAUGCCCAGAAGCUGGAACUGGAGACUAUAGUGAGCUAUGUGGACCAAAAGAUAUUAGUCGUAUAAAUGAAUGUGAGAUAUUUGGAAACAACAUAUGUAAGAAUGGUCAAUGUUUUGACACAGCAGAAAGUUUCAGAUGUCAAUGUAAUACUGGUUACCUGUAUAAUCCAACAACAUUUAACUGUGAAGACGAGGAUGAAUGCAGAAGACAAUUGUCACCAUGUGCUGGUAUAUCACAAUGUAUGAACACUCAAGGAAGUUAUUUCUGUAGGUGUCCCACUGGAUAUAAACUGACCCCUGACCUUCACAGUUGUCAAGACGUGGAUGAAUGUAGGGAUAUUUCUGGAAUCUGCAACAAUGGUGAAUGUACCAACUUGGAUGGCAGCUUCAAGUGUAUCUGUAGACCUGGUUAUAGGCUUAACCAAAACAGGGACUCUUGUAUAGAUAUUGAUGAAUGUGUGGCCAGACCAGGAUUUUGUAGAAAUGGUACAUGUGAAAACUUGGAAGGAGAUUUCAGCUGUCAUUGUAACCCAGGCUUUAGAUUGUCAGAAUCCAGAGAUUGUGAAGAUGUAAAUGAGUGCCUUAACCAGGUAGGAAUGUGUCAGAAUGGACGAUGUAUAAACACAGUUGGAAGUUUUACUUGUCAGUGUCAAGUUGGCUUCACAUUGUCACCAGAUGGUAGCAACUGUAUAGAUGUGGAUGAGUGUCAAGAGGACCGAGACAUAUGUAGGAAUGGAAUAUGUAGGAACACAGAUGGAUUUUAUAGAUGUUUCUGUGAUGAUGGGUAUAUUAUGUCCCAGUCAGGAGAGUUUUGUGUUGACAAGAAUGAAUGUUUAACAGAAGCAGGAUUGUGUGCCAAUGGUAGAUGUGUUAAUACUGUUGGUGGAUUUAAAUGUAUCUGUCCUCCAGGGUCACUAAUGACAUUGGAUGGUAGAAGUUGCUUAGAUAUAAGAGAAGGUAACUGUUUCAACAGAUUUACCAAUGGCCGUUGUUUGGAUCCAAGGUCCAGAAAUACAACACGUCCCAAAUGUUGCUGCAGUCGAGGCGAAGCCUGGGGAAGCUCAGAACUUUGUGAGAUUUGUCCCAAACCUGGAGAAGCUGGUUUUGACCUACUAUGUCCUGAUGGUUUUGGAAGAAUCACAGAUCCAUCUGGAGGAACAAGAGAUAUCAAUGAGUGUGUAGAUAAUCCAGACCUUUGUAGGAACGGUAGAUGUAUUAACACUGAUGGAUCAUUCAGGUGUGAUUGUGACCCUGGUUAUAAACUGGACAGAUCUGGUACUACAUGUAUUGAUGAUGAUGAGUGUGUAAGCAGACCCGGUAUUUGUGGAAAUGGCACCUGUACUAAUGUCAUUGGUAGCUUCCGGUGUUCUUGUAGUGCUGGAUUUGAACAAGGCAUAGACAAUACAUGUCAAGAUAUAAAUGAAUGUAAUGGUCCAUUGAACAACUGUGCAUUCAGGUGUGUCAAUAUACCUGGAUCAUUUGCCUGUAUCUGUCCAAUGGGAUAUUCUUUAGCUUCUGAUGGUAUUCAUUGUCAAGAUGUGGAUGAAUGUCAGACCCAAGCUAACACAUGUCGAUAUGCCUGUAAAAAUUUAGUGGGAUCAUUUAUGUGUAUCUGUCCUGAAGGUUACAGAGAAGUAGGACCAAAUCAGUGUGUUGAUAUAAAUGAAUGUCAGACUAUACAAGGUGUAUGUCAGCAUGGACGCUGUACUAAUCUACAGGGUAGUUACAGAUGCCAAUGCCAGCCUGGAUAUAGUGUCAGCAGUGAUGGAAAACAUUGUGUUGAUUCAAGAAAUGGUUACUGUUACCUACAACUAACAGGAGGAAGAUGUCGGCCUGAAUCUUCCACUGUAUCCUUGUCUAAAACAGAUUGUUGUUGUUCCUUAGCUGAUGCCUGGGGACCAGCAUGCGAAAGAUGUCCUUCAAGAAAUUCAAGAGAAUUUAAGAGGUUAUGUCCUCAUGGUCCUGGGAAAGAUACAAGAGGCGGAGAUUUGAAUGAAUGUUUGUUGUUUCCAAAUGUGUGUCUCCAUGGAAAGUGUGUGAACCAAGUUGGUUCUUACAGAUGUAUGUGUGACAAAGGAUACAAAACAGAUAUCACAGGAACUAAGUGUAUAGAUGUAAAUGAAUGUGAAGAUCGCCAGAAGCCUUGUGAAUUUGUAUGUCAGAAUAUCCCAGGCAGUUACAAGUGUGCAUGUCCUCGUGGUUAUGUGCUGAAUAUGGAUGGAAAAUCUUGUAGAGAUUUGGAUGAAUGUACAACAAUGCAGCAUAAUUGUCAACAUGAAUGCGUCAAUACAGUUGGAAGUUUCCAGUGUGGAUGCAUGACAGGAUUUAGACGUGGUCCAGGACAACAGUGUAUUGAUAUAAAUGAAUGUAACGAAAAUCCUAGAUUGUGUGGACCAGGGGGAACAUGUCAUAAUACUAGAGGAAGUUACAGAUGUACAUGUCCUGAUGGAUACAAAGUGGAUAUAACAGGAGAAAGAUGUGUUGAUGUAGAUGAAUGUGCAGAUGGAAGAUGUAAAGAGGGCUGUCAGAACCUUGUUGGCUCAUGGAAGUGUUCAUGUCCUCCGGGGUACAUACAGACUUAUGCUUGGGGACAAUGUGAAGACACAGAUGAAUGUACUGAUGGUUCUAUCUGUGGAGUAUCACAGUGUAUUAAUAUGCCUGGUAGUUACAGUUGUCAGUGUAAUACAGGAAUGGACUUUGACCCUAAUUCAUUGUCCUGUAUCACUUUAAAUGCUUGUGGUACUGAUCCAUGUCUCUUUGGAUGUGCUCCUACAGUUUCUUCCUUUACGUGCGGAUGUCCUAGUGGAUAUCAUAGCUUAGGGCAAGGGCAUUGUGUACUGGCUGUAGAACCAACGUUACAACCUGGUCAGAACAUACCUCAUGUAGCAGCCCCAACAGGUGGACCAGGUGUCCCCCCAGGAGAAGGCUGUUAUCAAUGUGAUAUAGAGAAUAAAGAUUUACCUCUAUCAAAAAGAGCAAAAAGAAGUAUACAGGAUAACAACACAACUAUGAACUCUACAAUUGAGGAACCCUUAGAUCCAUCAAAACCUUUAGUAAUAACACUUCCAAGGACACAGAUCAAACCAAAAAUGACAAUAUUGAAAGUUUUACCAGCCCUUGUAGCUCUCAAAGAUAAUGUCAGAUACAAAUUAGCUAAAGGAAGUGGGAACAGAGUAUUCUUAAUGCAUACCAGGAAAGGAGUCAGUUCUUUACAGUUUAGGAGAAAAGUACGAAAGCCAAGGACAUUUAACCUUGACAUUGUAGGUCGUCCAAGAAUUAAAAGAGAAAAAAUCGCAGGCAAACUUGUGCAUCUGAAGAAAGUUGAUAUUCGAUUAAUUGUAUCUGUAUUAUGAGGAUUGUUACUUGUAUAUUUAGCAAUUCACUGCCAUAAGUCCAGUCCAUACAUUGGAUAAAAGUGCCUUUAAAACAAGGUUUGUUUGGGUUGAAAUGUUCAAAUUCAGGUCUUAUUGAGAAGUGUAUUGUCUUCUAUGCAACAAAAAUUUUAAAAUGUUAUAUGCUGUUCAGAUAGCUGUAAAGAUAGUUCAACUUUCAGGUACCACUGACUAAUUCUCAGUAAUUAGAAAAUGUUUAAUUUUCAAAUUAAGAAUUUUAAAAGAUAGAUAUGUAUGUAAAAAGUAGAUAGCUAUAGAUAUAUUUGGAAAUCUCUCAGGAUUUUAAGGAUAAGUGCCAGUAAGUGUUAAAGAAAUGUUUUAUAGAUUUUUGUGUGACCAACAUUAUGACAGAUUUUUUGCCAAUGAUAAUGAGAAAAAAAUAACUGCUCAAAACUGAAUAUUCCAAAAAAUUUCUAAGGGAAAUAAAAUAAUCUGAAAAUCAUUGAAAUAUAUUUAUCUGAAAAUUAAACCUAUCAAAAUUCCAUUUUCUACCAGCUCUUAUAAGACCAGCAACUUUUGAUAUUUCUUUUAUCCUAAAAAAAGAGAGAGCGCUUAUUUUAGAAAAGUAAAGACACAGCAUUUGAUAAUUGUGUAUAAAAUCACAUGAUUUGCAUUUAUAUGUAUGUUUCACUCAUUGUUUUCAGUGUGUUUGGUAUGAGGUUUAGAACAUGUCUUAGGUCAUCCCUCAUCAAUUGAUAAAAGUAAACCAUUAAAAAUGCAGCAUUUGAAUAUAAAACAAUUUGGCAUUUCAGGUCGAAAAUAGUGAAAAUAUACUUAAUGAAAGUUUAUCGAAAUAAAAGUGUUUUUAACUAGUAUCCCUCCAUGCGAACAAAAAGAACAAAGACCUGUUAAAUAUUGUGUAAUAUAAUACAAACAAAUGCAACUUUGUAUGCCUUUAUUAAUGCUGUUUUUACUCAAGAUUGCCAUACAUAUUGACCAUUAAAGUUUGGUCAGACAAUAAGAUAACAGUUUCAUGGUGUGAUACAGUUUUUGUUGAUAUACAUUUUAUGAUAUAAUAGGUAUCUAGAUUAAGUGUUUUUAAUUUCAAUUUGUAUUAUUUUAGCUAGAAAAAAUAUAGCUGUUUCAAAAACAUAUUAUAAAGCUUUAAUUUAAACAUUGAAAUCCAUAUGGUUUCAUUAAUGCAUUUUUUGUAAAAAUGUAUAUUUAUUUACCUUAGAAUUUUAGAUUAUGCACCAUUUGUAUUUAUAUCUGUAUUGAUAUUAGGCAAAGUACAUGCUAAUCAUAUAUAUUUUGAUUGUAUUUUCUGCUUUUUUAAAAUUCAGAUGUAAAGUAGUAAAGUUGUUGUGUAACUGCAUGUACAGUAACAUGUAAAAAUGAGUGCUUUCAAAUAUAUAAAAUGUGUUCUAGUUAUUCUAGAUGCUCUAAAUCAAUUAAUAAACUAUACUUUUGUUA
Molecule: messenger RNA, 10453 nt
Organism: Mytilus californianus (California mussel)
Lineage: Eukaryota; Metazoa; Mollusca; Bivalvia; Mytilida; Mytilidae
Product: fibrillin-2-like
Exons: 66
Coding region: 623-9001 (2792 amino acids)
Molecular function (GO): calcium ion binding
Source: RefSeq, a predicted model, not a curated record